AGAACAGGUGCCCGUCAUUUCCGGUUUUUGAACAAAGCAAUCUUUGUAAAUUUUAGCGUUCUUUUCCCAGCAAUUUAUUGAUUAAUUUAUGCAUAAUAUCUUGACAACACAAUUAUCACAUUCAUGCAGGUGAGAUUUUAACAAUGAUGGACCUUGGCUCUGUGAAGAAAGAUUUCAGCAAUCUUCUGUCCCAGGUCCAGCCAUGGACACUGUCACACUUUGUGAUGUGGCUGGACAUCAAAGUUGCAGAAUACAAGGUGUUUGGGCGUAUGAUAAUGGAUAAUACGCCCAAUGACACUCCCCAAUGGCUGAGAGCAAGUGCAGAUUAUCUAGAGCAGCAACAGAAAGAGGCCCAGGCGCAGGCUGCUUCUAGCGGGGACAAGGACCUUUCGCCCACUGUACCCCACAUCUCCCAGCCUCCUUUGUCGCCCCAUACAGUGCACAGCCUCGCCUCUCUACGACCAUCUCUACAACAGUUUACCUCAAACUAUGACCCACUUGCGUACCCAUCUAGUGCCAGUAUGCUUUACGCAGUUUCAACAAUGAACACUACUGUAGUGUCACCCUCCAUUUCACCAGCAAUAUCAGGUAUUAAUACAGCCCACAUGUUGACAAGUGCAACUAAAUCAACUGACACGUUUCAGAAGCCAGCAGUACCGAUAACGUCUCCAGAACUUGUAGCAUUUCAGCACGGGUCUCAGCGGAUACCACCAAUAUCUCAUCUCUCGCCAAAACAUAUCAGACAGUCACAUUUAGAGAGUCUGUCCAUGUCAUUGCCUGUGUCUCUGUCUGCUGUAAAAGAAUCUCUGUCCACUGCAGAAGUGGAGUCUCAGAUUGCCGCUUUAGAAUCACAGAUUGCUGCUGUAAACAGAAGCCUGAAGCAGUCAGCACAAGUGACUGGAAUUAUGGAAACUCCCUCGUCCUCAACCACCAGUAAAUCAGGUCGUCGAAAAGCUGACACCACCACCUACUCUGACGAGUCCUCCCCAACCUUUAUCCCACCUAUUAACCCAAAAAAAUCUCGCCAACAGUCGCCAGUGAGAGCUGUGACCUCCACAUCUGCUAGUAUGGAAGGCGCUUUGCCUCCACUGCAUGCGAGUAUGGACAUGCUUGCGAGGUUGCACAGACUUGACACAGAAUCUAUUCCAGAGUCACUUAGAUCACAAAACAUCCAGUCGACGUUAGAGGCAUUCGAGGCAUUGCGGACACAAACGUUUCCCCCUUCGUCAGUUGUGGGCGAUGUGCAAAGCAGUGCGCAUGAUAUGAGCUUGCAUCACAUGUCAGUUGACCGUGAACAAAUGGCAGCUUAUGUGAACACUGUUGAACAAGAACAGCCAUAUGGGCUGGCCGAUAGAGAACAAACAUACACUCCUUCAUCGGACACUGCUUCCAUCAACUACUCACAUCAGCAGGAAGUCAGGGUCAAAGUGGAGGCGGGUCAUUCAGAUGAGGACAGCAUGGGUGACAUCAACGCUCUCAAGGUCAUGACUCCUGACAUUGGGGGUCAGGCUGAGGUGGGAGAUGGGCAGGAUGACGGGGCAUAUCCUGUCUCCAUGUAUGCUGUGGGAAACAACGGCCAGGGGAACACUGAUGAGAAACUAGCAGCAGAAAUGUCUACCAAGAAAAUGCGGCGGAAAUUCUUAGAGUCAAUGAAAAACAGCAACCCUAAAUAUUAUUCCCAUCAGAUUCAACAGAUUAUACCUUUUCCAGAUAAAUUCCCUGUGGCAAAUUUGGAUUAUGGACUAAAGGCGCUGCAGAUGAUUCAGACUGGUGAGAUCACUCGUGCUGGCAAAAUACAGCUGAUAGAUACAAUAUUCCAUGAACUGAUCAAAUAUACUGGCCUCUACCCUACCCCUACCCAGAAAAUGGCUGUGGCAAAUGCAAUAGUGGAAACAUUUCCCACUCUUGCUGCCAAAAUGAAAGCAAGCCACAUUUCUCCAGCGGAUUCCUGGUAUGUGAUUCUGUGUGACAAGUUCCGGAACGAGCGCCGUGGGCUGGGUGGUGUUGGGGCCUCUCCCAGGGUGGGGAAAGGCAAGCGGGACCACCAGGACCAGCACGCUAUCGCCCUAGCAACUGACCACCAGGUAGCCAUGGAGACCGCAGAGAUGUCACAAGGUCAUGUGGAGGAGAUGGCCUCCAACAGCAUGGCUUCCCAGUCUGCAGUGACGCAGGCAGCAGUAGCUGAGGAGACUGGUUCCCAGUACUCGCAGGCGAAUGCUUUACAUCCUGGGUACCAGCAUGGAUACACACCUGCACAGAUGAGUGUACCCAAGGACAAUGCUGUCACGGAUCUUACCACGGACGAUGACGAGGAAGAGGCGGCCGCCAUGUUGCAACAAGCGGCAGAGGCUGAAAAGGCUCUACAGCAUCUAGAACACAGCCGUCAGCUGUCCGAGAAGAAAAGAUCUGUGCGUCGGAAAACGCACUCUCCAAAGCGUGUUCAGAAGGCUCCAGAGAUGCCGAUCCUGGACGAGCGUUACGCGGCCAGUCUGCUGGAGUACUACAGCAAACACAAGCCGUACUACCCUGUAGAUACGGAGUUCAACAAGCACAUGGAGGAGGAGGCUGCCAAGGCACAGGAGGCAAUGAGUGAGGGAGGUACGGCAGUCAGCAAUGCCCUUGCGCAGGCUGUUGCCAACCAGGCAGCGGUCAGUCAGGCCAUAGCGCAGGCAGUGGCCAGUCAUGCAGUGGGCAGUGAUGAGCCGUACAGCGCAGAGGUGGCAGCUAUUGUACAAAACGUGGUCAGCGCACACAUGGAUGAGGUCCUGGCAGCUAGAAACUAUCAAGUUGGUCCAGAGCUUGGUUUUCCACCCUUGAAUGCGAGCCAACCACCGGAGGUUGAGGGGACGGUGGAGGUGAAAACUUCCAAGAAGAAACUGAAGGUCAUACCUCAGAAGGAGCGAACACCAGAACAACAGCACCUCACACUGCACAAGUUCAGACAAAAGCUAGCAGUGACCUACCCGGGGGUACAGGCUGUUGACGACUGUACACUGCUGUGCACCUGUGGAUCCAAGGUGAAGUUAGGAAGGGCACGGAUGCUGCACAACUACUCCAACUAUCACCUGAAGCGCUGCAACAACCCUCCCAUCACAGCCUGCCACGAGGCAAUGUCCCCUUCAAUGUCUUUACACGGUAUGUACACUGGGCAGGGAUCCCCAGGGGAGAUAAACAUCCCAAACACGGGGCCCAAGGUGAUUGCCAAGGAGCUGGAAAGUGUGGCAUUUGCAGGGCUUUCGGCCGCUGACCGUGAAACCAUUCAGAAACAUUUUCUUCUGAACGUUCCCAUCCCGUCAUCUGAUAACACUAUUGUUGCUGGUUCAACAAGCACCUCCUCACCGACACAGAGUUUGGAUUUAUCUAUCCCCGGUUCAGGGCACAGUGUUUUAAAUACCCCUCAUUCAGGAACGGAGCCAGGCGAAUUGAGCGGCGGCCAUAAUGGAUCGUCUUCAUCAACAUCUGAUCACAGUUUAUCGGAUUCAGGUGACACCAGGUUGAGUAACAGUGUUUUAAACGUGCCCCUACCAGGGCACCCCUCAAGUAUGUUCAGAAAUUCUCGAGUAAUUUCUGAAAGCCAAUCAAAAGAAUCAAACAAUAGUGCUUUGAGUGCAGUGUCGUUAAUGAACGAGUCUCAAUCGUUAGAUCUUACUGUGCAUAGUUCAACAGGACCUUCUGUUCUAAUCGAACACCAGCCAGGCACGGAUUUGCGGGUACAAAUUCCAAGUUCAAUUGCAACUAGCAUUGCAGAGUACAGUGGUGAGUUGCCUGAUCUCUCGGCGAUGAAUGCCCUUGCUUUGAUUCAGGGGAAGUCGGAUCAACCAAUGUCCGGAACAAAUGAUCAUGGUGCGGAAACAGCCAAUGAGGAGCCAAUUAAUUUGGCUCAUACGUAGUUGUUAUUUAUAAACAUUUUAAACAGAAGAAACAUUUUACUUCAACCAUGCCCAAAGACAUGAUAUAACCAAUUAAAUUUUGUUUUUGUUUUUUUCACUUGUUACUUAUGUGACUAAUAACUGUUGUGAUAUUACAUGUGUGCUAUAAAUCAAUGGACCCCUUUCUCAUUUUCAGUGUACAUACAUUUAAUGUGUUAUGACAAGUUUCAUUAUCAUAUAGAUUCAUUUUUACAUUUUAUAUUGUUUAAGGGUUGUAUAAGUGUCAUGAUGAUUUCAUGUUAAAGAAUGUUGAACAGCAAAAAUACUGUCGGUCUUGAUCUUUGUGUAAUAACUGCAGUUCAUGUAGAUUACAUGCAUACAUGUACAUUUCAAAAUUACAGGAAUCAAAAAUUGUGUAAUACUUAUAGGAUCAUACAUUGUUUUAAUACUGUACAUACAGCUUAUAGAAAUGUGCUUGUAUUUUGUUGGUUGUUUGUGGGAUGUAUUUUCAUCAAAAUGAAUUAUUUUGAAUAAAAACAAAAAUACUCCUCAAAGAUUUAGGUGGACAUUGUUGGUAGAAAACAUAUUUCUGAUGUUGCUUUAAAGCAAUUUUUAACAGUAUUUUUACAAUUGUUAGCUUUGCAAAAUCCUUUUUUCGUUUAAAAUAUCAUUUGCCAAAAUAUGUCAAUAUAUCAGAAACAUUUGUCAUUUAGUUUAAACUAAAGAAUCACACUUAUAAAAUAAUACAAGUCUGUUUGUUUAAGGUUUAUGUAUAUAAUUGAUUGUAGAUAUCUCUCAUCUGUUGCUGAGUAUUUAAGCUAUUUGCUUUAAAUGUUACAUGUUUGUUUUAUUGUAAAGUAGUAUUAAAUUGUUUUUGGUAUAUCUUGUAUUUUAGUCACUUGUUAGAUUUGUACUGUUUAAAAAAAUAUGACCAAGAAAAUGUACUAUUCAUGAGACAGUUUUAAAAGCUCUUGUAAGUUACAACUUAUUGUCAAGUUAGGAUUCUCGCUAAGUGAUUCUCACAACUUUAAGGGACUUGUUUAGGUUUCGGUAAAUAACAAUUUUUGCAAAAACAAUUGUCACAUUUUAACAAGAAUAUAUAUAUUAUAUUCAAUCGAAAUAACACCUGAAAAAUGAUCAGAUUGUUGCAUAAUGCUAAAUAAAAAUUGUUAAAUAAUGCCGGUCAUGGAUAACUGUAUAACACGCUUGAGUUGCGUUUUUGUAACAAUUGGUUUGUUUUCUAUAGGUCCCAGAUUUUUAUAUCUUGACAGUAUUUUAAUUAGACCUCUCUCUUAAUAGUAAAUUAUUUCAGACUUUUAAAUCAUAUGUAUUUGUGAGUAAGUAUUUUGUGUAACUUACGCAGAUCUUUGAAAAUGUCUGUUUAUUGUUGAGCGUUUUUAUAAUAUGAUUACAAGUGUUACAAAUCCUAACUACCGGUAACUGAUGAGAGUUUAUAGAAGAAGCCUCCUGUUACUUUUGGAAGUUACUGUUCAAGUCUUUGAAAGUUCAAAUGUUAACAGUUGUGUGUAUUGUGUAAUAUUACUACAAACAGUGUGUGCAAUCAAUGUUGGGAGAGUUAACAAAUCUAUUCCUGGGGAAUAUUUAUUAGCAGAAUUAUUCAGCAUACAAUACAACAAAGAUGUUUUCAACUUAGUCAUGUUUUGAUAGAAUUCCUGCUUGUUUUUUUUACACAGUGCUGCUUUGACAACAGAAUCAAAUAGUUACAUUUUAAUUUCUAAUAGUCUAAAGAGUUGUUUUCUGGUUUAAAUGAAUUGAAGGCCAUUAGUUGAAAUGAUUAAAAAAAACAUGUGAAAUCUACUUGAGAAUUUGUAUGCCCCCGGAUCGAAUGAUCGAAUGUCCCAAAAGUUUAACCUUGGUCAUAACUUUAGCAAUAUUGAUGAUAGCAACUUGAUAUUUGGCAUGCAUGUGUAUCUCAUGGAGCUGCACAUUUUGAGUGGUGAAAGGUCAAGGUCAUCCUUCAAGGUCAAAGGUCAUCCUUCAAGUUCAAAUAUAUGGCCUCCAUGCCGCGCAGUAGGGGGCAUUGUGUUUCUGACAAACACAUCUCGUGUUUGUAUUGAAAAUUGUUUGUACUAAAGAAAUUAUAAUUUACUGAUUUCUUGUCUAGAAAGCCAUGGGUUUGGAUUUUUCAAGGCAUGGGCGCGUCAAUAAACAUAAAUGGCGCUGUCUUUAAUAUGUUCAUGUCUUGUUGGAGGCAUUAUAAUGAUGGAAAGUACCGGUAGAUCAAAUAUGAAAGCAUAUGCUUUUAACAAAAAGCCUUUGCUAUAAGUAUUGUGAAGUAAUAGUUGAAGUUGACUUUCAAAAUUGUGUUUAUAAUUUUAUUUCGUCUUCUGUAGUUUUUGUUCAUGAUUUAUUGACAAAGUUAUAUUUACCAUGGUAAACCACACACUUUUGUGCCAUUGAAGUUUUUUCAGCUCACCUGAUUGCUCAGGUGAGCUUUUGUGACCGGUCUUUGUCCGUCGUACGUCCGUCCGUUAACAUUUGUUCGUAAACACUCUAGAAGCCACGUUUAUUGUCCGAUCUUCAUGAAACUUGGUCAGAAGCUUCGUCCCAAUGAAAUCUCGGUUGAGUUCGAAACUGGGUUGUGCCGGAUCAAAGACUAGGUCACUAGGUCAAAAAAAGGAAAAAACUUGUAAACACUGUAGAAGUCACAUUUCAUGCCCAAUCUUCAUGUAACUUUGUCAAAAUGCUUGUCUUAAUGAUAUGUUUGUUGAGUUCAAAAGUGCUUCCGGUCCGUUGAAAAACAUGGCCGCCAGUGGGCGGGGCAGUUUUCCUUAUUUGGCUAUAGAGAAACCUUGUAAACACUUUGGAAGUCACAAUUUUUGCUCAAUCAUCAUGAAAGUUGGUCAAAACAUUGGUUUUAUUGAUUUCUCGGACGAGUUCUAAAAUGGUCCAGAUCGGUGAAAAAACAUGGCCACCAGUGGGCGAGGCAUUUUUCUCUAUAUGUAAUUAGUGAAAACAUGUGAACACUCUAGAAGUCACAUUUUUUGCCAAAUUUUCAUGAAAUUUGGCAGAACAUCUGUUUCCUUGAUACGAGAGUUGAGUUGGUUUCCCGGUCAGUUGAAUAACAUGGCUGCCAGGGGGGGGGGAGCAGUUUUCUUAUAUUUAUAUAGUAAAAAAAGCUUGUGAACACUAGAAGUUACAUUUUUUGCCCAAUCUUCAUGAAACUUGGUGAAAAGAUUGGUUUUAUAUAUAUCUCAGAUGAGUUUGCAAAUGGUCCCGAUGGCGCAAUAAACAUGGCUGCCAGGGGGGUGGGGCAGUUUUCCUUAUGUGACUUUAUAGAGAGAAACCUUGUGAUUGAACACUAUAGAAAUCACAUAUUUUGCCUAAUCAUCGUGAAACUUAGUCAAAACAUUGGUUUUAUUGAUUUCUUGGAGAAGUUGGAAAAUGGCUCAGAUCUGUGAAAUACGCUUUUUAGCUCACCUGAUUGCUCAGGUGAGGUUUUAGGAUUGGUCUUUGUCCGCUGUCCGUUUGUCCACAUUGGUUGGUAAACACUCUAGCAUUCACAUUUCUCAAGCAUUCUUUAUCAAAGUUGCUGAAAAAUCUCAGUAAAGUUUGAUGAUGAGCAAAAUCACAUAAUGCCAUAAUUAUUGCCCUUAGAUUGUCCAAAUUUUCAUUAUAUUAUACAAAAUCCUUGUAAGCAAAGUUUGAUGUUUGGUAAGGGGGGUCAACUCAAAAUAUAGGUCACCAUUUCAAAUCUUACAAAAACACUCCCUAAGCCAGAGUUUUGGUUCAAUAAUGAUGAAACUUGACCAGGAUGUUUGUCUGGUCAAUAUCUAGGUCAAGUUUGACAUUAGGUAAAGAUUGAAUGAACCGACUCCUCUCAGGUGAGCGAACUAGGGCCAUCUUGGCCCUCUUGUUUAAACAAGUACUGCAACCAGUCACAGGUUGACCAAUAUGUGUGAUAGGGUUUGGUGUUUUAAUCAAAUCUUAUAAUUGUAUUCAAAAAUUCAUUUAUUUUGACAAUAAUUAAACCAAUAUUGCUGCUG
Molecule: messenger RNA, 7876 nt
Organism: Dreissena polymorpha
Lineage: Eukaryota; Metazoa; Mollusca; Bivalvia; Myida; Dreissenidae
Exons: 14
Coding region: 144-3890 (1248 amino acids)
Source: RefSeq, a predicted model, not a curated record